UUUCAGUACCAAAAGCGGCAACCCCGAGAUACACUCAGGCUUACCAUGCGGCGUUGCUCAGGAAUUCCCUGCAGUGCUUACCUUGUCCUUUGCUCCCGCGAUGUGUCCCCUGCAGCGUCCCCGACCAUCUCCUCCGGCCGAUGCCGGCAUCCGGCUUCCGUGUUCCGGUCCCUGUGACGUCGGGACGUACGGGGGCUGGAACCGACGACAAAUUUGAAAGUUUUAAAAAAUGUCAUUUUUUUUUGUAAAUGAUUUUGUCCCGAGUGCUUUGUCCUGUGCCCUGCCUGCAUUUUGACUGUUCUUUCUG
This is a messenger RNA of Staurois parvus, 307 nucleotides long. Lineage: Eukaryota; Metazoa; Chordata; Amphibia; Anura; Ranidae. The record is from the annotation of a GenBank genome assembly.